Messenger RNA from Eruca vesicaria subsp. sativa (arugula), 392 nucleotides. Lineage: Eukaryota; Viridiplantae; Streptophyta; Magnoliopsida; Brassicales; Brassicaceae. The record is from the annotation of a GenBank genome assembly.
CAAGAUUCAAGAACAAUCAAACUCUCAGAUCCAAAAAAUGAUCUCAGUGGUGAUUAUAACUGAGCUACUAGUGGAGUACACCACAGCUCUCGCUAAACUCACCGCCGGUAUUCUCCCACGUCGUACCGGCGAUAGAAACGCCUUACGGAUUGGCGGUUUCCUCCUUCCUGCUCCGUCCUCACCAUCUUCAACCAUUCCUGAUUUUUCUUCUCAUCUCGUCGACUUCUGAUUUUUCUAAAUCGAUGAGAAGUGGCUGAGAUUUUUACAGAGUGUUCCUAGUCUUCUCUCUCUUGGUUUUGAAUCGUAUAGAGCUUUUGUAGAUCCGUAUCUGAACUUAUAUUUAUAGAUAUGACUUUUGUAACUCGUGAUUCUGAUUUUACUAACUAUGUUUA